Molecule: messenger RNA, 2860 nt
Organism: Asterias rubens (European starfish)
Lineage: Eukaryota; Metazoa; Echinodermata; Asteroidea; Forcipulatida; Asteriidae
Product: prolyl endopeptidase-like
Exons: 17
Coding region: 23-2404 (793 amino acids)
Biological process (GO): proteolysis
Cellular component (GO): cytosol
Molecular function (GO): serine-type endopeptidase activity; oligopeptidase activity
Source: RefSeq, a predicted model, not a curated record
GUUUAUCUUAAAACUUUAAGCCAUGGAGGCAGCAAUCGACUUGCAAGUUUGCAGAGAACAAUCUUUUAAGUUCUUAGACCUCUUCUGGCAACAAGUGGCUACUUUUCUACGAAGAAAUGUCGGAAGUGCGCCCUCUAUCGUCACAACAAAACUGGUAAACAUUUUGAUGUACAGAAUCUUGGGUUUGAGAUCGUUCCUUUCUACUGCCGUAAAGUGCCGUUUUCCUCAAAAAGCACAUCGUCUUUUGUGUUCGAUAAGAAUUGUCCAAUCUUACAAGAUGAUUAAGUACCCAGCUGCACGUAGAGAUGAGAGCAUUGUUGACGAUUACAACGGCACAAAGGUGCCAGAUCCAUAUGCCUGGUUGGAGGAUCCAGAUGGCGAGGAAACCAAAGCCUUUGUGGAUGCACAGAAUGACAUCACAAUGCCCUUCUUGGAGAAAUGUGCAACGAGAAAACCAUUUCAUGAUAGGCUCAAACAACUGUGGGACUUUCCGAAGUACGGUUGCCCCUUCAAGCGUGGCUCACGCUAUUUCUACUUCAUGAACACAGGACUUCAGAACCAAAGUGUUUUGUAUGUGCAAGAUUCCUUGGAUGCUGAACCGAGAGUGUUCCUAGAUCCAAAUACGUUCUCAGAAGAUGGUACGGUGGCCCUAAGAGGACAUGCAUUCUCUGAGGAUGGAGCCUACCUUGCUUAUGGGCUCAGCACCGGUGGCUCAGAUUGGGUCAAAAUCAAGUUCAUGGAUGUUGCUAAAGGAGAACAACUUCCGGACACUUUGGACAGAGUCAAGUUCAGCUGCAUGGGCUGGACACAUGAUGGCAAGGGUCUCUUCUAUAAUUAUUACUUGGAGCAAGAAGGCAAGGCUGACGGCACCGAGACGACCUCCAACAUCAACCAGAAGCUGCAAUACCACGUUCUUGGAACCAAGCAAUCUGAAGAUAUCCUCUGUGCCGAGUUUCCUCAUGAACCAAAAUGGAUGAGUGGUGCUGAAGUGAGUGAUGAUGGUCGUUACAUUGUCCUUAGCAUCAGGCAAGGAUGUGACCCUGUCAACAGACUCUACUACUGUGAUUUGGAAUCCAUUGACAAUAAGAUUACUGGACUCCUGCCAUGGGUCAAACUGAUUGACAAUUUUGAUGCCGAGUACGAGUACAUCACCAACGAGGGCACCGUCUUCAGCUUCAAGACUAACCUGAAAUCACCCAAAUAUAAACUCAUCAAUAUAGACUUGGCACAGCCAGACAUGGACAAGUGGAAAGACCUGGUGCCAGAGUCGGACACCGAUGUCUUGGAGUGGGCUGCCUGUGUAUCCAAUGAUAAACUGGUACUGUGUUAUCUGCAUGAUGUUAAGAAUGUUCUACACCUUCACUUGUUGAGUUCAGGAGACAGACUGAAGACAUUCCCUCUGGAUGUUGGAACCAUCACUGGCUACUCGGGGCGUAAGAAAGACACACAGAUAUUCUAUCAAUUCACAUCAUUCCUGACACCGGGGGUCAUCUACAGAUGUGAGGUCAACCAGGCAGCAAUCGAACCCAAGACAUUCAGGGAAAUCAAGGUGAAGGGGUUCGACCCCACACUCUACCAAACCUCACAGGUCUUCUAUGAGAGCAAAGAUGGAAAGAAGAUCCCAAUGUUUCUUGUGCACAGAAAGGGUAUAGAGAUGACAGGGAAUCACCCUGUGCUCCUGUACGGCUAUGGUGGAUUCAACAUCUCCAUCACACCAAGUUUCAGUGUAUCUAGACUUGUAUUCAUCCACCAUCUUGGUGGCAUUCUGGCCGUUGCAAAUAUACGUGGAGGCGGAGAGUACGGGGAGACAUGGCACAAAGAUGGUAUGCUUGGCAAUAAACAGAACGUGUUUGAUGACUUCCAGUACGCUGCAGAAUAUCUGAUCAAGAAUAAGUACACCAAUGCUAAAAGAAUAGCUAUUAAUGGCGGAUCCAACGGAGGUUUGCUGGUUGCAGCGUGUGCCAAUCAGCGCCCAGAUUUAUUUGGAUGUGUCAUCAACCAAGUUGGGGUCCUGGACAUGCUGAAGUUUCAUAAAUUUACCAUCGGUCAUGCCUGGACGACAGACUAUGGCUGUGCUGACAAGAAGGAGGAAUUUGAUUGGCUAAUCCAGUACUCGCCUCUACACAAUAUUAAAGUUCCAUAUGAUGGUGACGUACAGUAUCCGAGUACGAUGCUUCUAACUGGAGACCAUGAUGACCGGGUCGUUCCUCUACACUCUCUCAAGUACAUUGCUAAUCUACAGCAUAUUAUGGGAGCUGUUGGGAAGCAGACCAACCCACUGUUUAUACGGGUAGACACUAAAUCAGGACAUGGCGCUGGCAAGCCGACUGCAAAAGUGAUUGAGGAAUACUCCGAUAUCUAUGCAUUCAUCGCAGAAACACUUGGGAUUCAGUGGCAAGAAUAAGAUAUACACGGAACUUUAUCUACAACUUCAAAUUACUUCAAUUCUGACAUAAACCAAUGAUGCAAAGAGAGAUUAUACAAACAGGUUAGGAUUUGUAUCAUUGUUCUCCAACGGAUUCUACUUGAGUUACCAAUAAGGUUCUACUUAGGAAGAAACUAUCAAUAAACAGUAAAUUUUGUACAACCAUAUGUAAAUCUCUUUUGUGAGAGUGUGAGCGUGAGCUUUGGUGGGGUCUUGACGUUUUGAACAGUGCUCGUCUUCAACAGUUUACUGUUUGUCUCUGCAACAUACACACAAAAGACAUUUCCACAUGGUUGUACCCGCAAGUUCACUAUUUUUUAUUUAUUUAUAGUUUUUUCCUAUUUAUCCGCACCAUGAAAAACUUCAAACAAUACUUAAAGACACUGGAAACUAUUGGUAAUUGUCAAAGACCAUUCUUCUCACUUGGUGUAUAAA